Molecule: messenger RNA, 3279 nt
Organism: Salpingoeca rosetta
Lineage: Eukaryota; Choanoflagellata; Craspedida; Salpingoecidae
Exons: 30
Coding region: 11-2977 (988 amino acids)
Biological process (GO): iron-sulfur cluster assembly
Cellular component (GO): cytosolic [4Fe-4S] assembly targeting complex
Source: RefSeq, a predicted model, not a curated record
AUCGGCAACCAUGGACGACGUGCUGCAACGCCUUUCGGAGGGCAAGGUGCCCUUGACCGAUGCCGUCUCAGAGCUCGGGCCGCUCUUGACGUCCACGAAUGGUCCACUUCGGACCAAGGGCACCCAGGCCCUUGUUGACCUAAUGGUGCAGACUGAGAAGGAGGAGCUCACAUCAGCAGUGCCUGUGCUGCUGCAGUUUCUGUGUGAUCGGCUGGAUGACCAUCCAAGCACCACCCCAUGCCUCAGGGGGCUCCUCGCUCUGGUGAAAGCGUCUGCCAUCAGCAAGGAGCAGGCGGCCACCAUGUGCAAAGCGCUCUUCCAGAAGCUGUUUGUUCAGGCACAGGCCUUGACCAUCCGCCUCCUCGUGUUCCAGCUCAUCUCAGAGCUCUUGGACAAGUUUGGCGCUUACCUCAGCAGGACAAUGGGGGAGGAGUUUGUUGGCGGGUUUCUCCAGCAAUUUGAUGGCGAAAAGGACCCGCGCUGCCUCGUCCUCGUCUUCCGCCUCGUUCCGUUUGUUGCGUCCACGUUCCCAAUCUCACGCUACGUCGAUGAUCUCUUUGAGGCGUCGUCCUGCUACUUCCCAAUCACAUUCACACCCCCGCCCAACGACCCUUACGGGGUGACGCGGGAGGAGCUCAUAUCGGGGCUGCGCGCGUGCAUGACGGCAACACCGCUCUUCGCCCGUGCAUGUGUCGAGCUCGUCCUCGAUAAAGCAUCGUCAACCAUCGACGACACAAAGGUUGAUGCGUUUGAGACGCUGGCCGAGUGCGCGACUGCGUUUGGAUUUGAACACAUGAGCCCCUUUUUCAGCUCCAUCUUUGCCCAAAUCCGCCGCGAAAUCUUCGAGAACCUCGAACCCCAGGUGCAGCGCGCUGCUCUGGCUGCGCUCUCUGCAUGCGCUCGACUCACAAGCACGCGCGAACAGGCAGACGCAUUCAUGCAGCCCGCAAUCGAGGAAGCGGUGCACCACCUGCAGGACAUUGAUGCGAACACGACGUCCAUCCACGGCAAACUGCUCAUCGCUGCUGCUGGCGCCAACACCGCCACCGCCGCCGUGGUCUUUGACGCGUUUGUUCCGCGCGCCGUCCACACAUUCAUCGAGAGCGCAACUGACGCGGCAAAGCGCACGGCCGUUGGGGGCGUUCUUGCUGGUGUGUGCGAGGCAGCUGCUGCAUGUCACUCGGCCCACCCAUCACCAUCAACACCACCGUCAACAUCGUCGUCGUCAGCGAUGGACACGAGGGAGGAUGGUGUGGUGCAGCUCGCAACACAUGUGCAAGCAGCCAAGCCGCAACUGUUGUCGUUUGUCGACGCUGCCCUCUCCUCAUCCUCCGACCAUCUUCAGGCCGUCGGCGUGAGAACGCUGUUGUCACUGUCCGCCUUUGGGAUUUUCGCUGAGGAUGAGCUCAUUUCUCUUCUUGAUCGCGUCCUCACCCUCAGUCUUCGCACAGCCAACUCCCUCACCCGGGCGGCGCUGGCGGAGAGCUGCAGUUCCAUUCCAUCGUCGAACCAGCGCGCCAUCAGCCACGUCCUCACCUCCACCAUCACCGCCCUCUCGUCCGCCAGCGAGCCCGCAGAGUUCAAGGAGCACCUCAAGGUGGUCGAGGCGGUUGCGCUGACCGGGCCGCCACCAGUCGCCGCCAUCACAUCGCUUCUCCAGCGGCUGCACACGACCUCGGACGCAGAGGCGUUUCGACAGCAGCGGAUUGCGCACGACACGGCCAACACCAUCAAGAUCAUCUUCUCAAACUGCUCCACAGAGGCCACAUCAGAGCUUGUUGGUGCUGUUCUGUCCGUCACCAGCGAGAUGAUCAAGACCACCCUUGAUCAGGAGUCGUCCUGUGGGCCGUGUCGCCUCGAUGCAGCCACCAUGUCCACCCUCGCCACGGGCGUGUGUCGCGCGUGUGCAAAUCUCUCCCCAGCGCAGCAGCGCUCGCUCGUUGACGAGUGCUCCCGUCUCUUCACCUCAGGGUCGCCGUCGCUGCUGCGUCGGUGCUGCGAGGACGAGCGGUUGACGCCGCUCACGUGGAUCGUUCCUGCCAUCUGCGGCGCGCUACCAACGGAGGUGACGCUGCCGCUGUCCCAUCCGCUGGUGUGCGAGUGUGCGAUUGGCGCGCGGGUGGUGACGAGCACGUGGGAGGCCGCUGUUCCCGUCUGCAGUCUCCUUGCUGCCGUUCUGAAUAAGACAGACAGCAACAAGGACGACGACACCGCAGCACGCGUGCAGCAGGUCGUCGACGAAACAGUUGCGCCCAUUCAGCGCUGUCUCUCUGGCGAGGCGGAAGCAUGCAGUAUUGGCGCACAGUGCUUGUUUGCGUAUGUGACGAAAGCGCUUGUGAUGAAGGCGGCGGCGCAGGCAGGAGACCUCGUCUCGCUCCUCUUCCAGAUGAUGGACCACCCUGCCCUGGCCCAGGGUGCAUGCUCGGCGGUGCGGGUGAUUCUGCAAGAGGACGACGUUGUGCUGAACAGAAGUGCGCACGCGGUGCAACGCCUCAUGUACCGCCAGCGGUUCUUCCAGGAAAACAUCGACAGGCUCGUCCAGCCGUUUGAAGCGUCGCCCAACCCGGUGUAUCUGAAGGCGCUGUCGUUUCUGCUCAAGGGGGUGCCGCUGCCCGUCGUCAAGACCGAACUCCCAGUGGUCCUCCCGCUCUUGCUCAAGAGCCUGGACCUGCGCGAUGCUGAUUUGCUGACGGGCACGCUUGACAUGUUUAAGGCGCUUGUGUCUGAUGCGCCGGCACAGCUGGCAGCCGACGUCAGCACGCUCGUCACCCGCUGCCUCGCCCUCCUCACCCACCAGAAGCUUGUGGUGCGCAGGAGUGCGCUGGAACUGCUUGCUGCACUUGUCCAGCUGCCCACCCACGUGGUUGUUCCGUUCAAGCCUGAGGUGCUUCGUGCUCUGCGUACGGCAUUGGAUGACCGGAAACGCGUUGUGCGGAUCGCAGCCGUGCAUGCAAGCACCGCCUGGCACAUGCUGUAGCCAGACGCCAUGUUGUUACAACGUUACAGCACACACACACACACACACACACACACACACACACACACACAAACACACACACACACACACGCGCGCGCGCGCGCGCGCACAUUCACAUAUAAGUUGACAGUGGAGACCUGGUGCUUGUAUGAUGAUGAUGAUGUACUUGUCUGACGGACGCACGAGUGCGCAGCGCCAAAUGCAUGCACUUGACAAGUGUUGCACAAGACAAGACACCACCAAAGGUGACACACAAGCAACAUUACACAGCAAAGUUGCCACAGUGUGGAACUGAUAUGGAG